Miscanthus lutarioriparius is the source of this 1998-nucleotide messenger RNA. The record is from the annotation of a GenBank genome assembly. NCBI's taxonomy places the organism in Eukaryota, Viridiplantae, Streptophyta, Magnoliopsida, Poales, Poaceae.
AUGGCUGCUGCUAGUGCAAAUGAGAGUGUAUGUGCAAGCACGGGAGCAUCCCCUGCUACUGCUCCGGUUGGCACAGGUGAAUCAGCACCUAACCCCCAACCUCCUGCUACUCUGGCAUUGAAGGAAACAACCACAGUUGCUGGAGGUGGAGGUGCUACAAAUGUUGUCAUUACCGAGGAAGAGACUGGAGUAAAUGGAACUUGCAGUGCGGGAGUUGAACCUUCUACAAAGAGACAAAAGAAGACUACCUCAAAGGUUUGGGAUUUUUACACCAAGCUCACAGUGACACACAAGAGAGAUGAUGGAACGACAGAGGUACAAGUUUGGGCGAAAUGCAAGAAGUGCAGUUACAAAACUCGUGGUGAGUCCAAUAAGGGAACAACAGUCCUUUGGAAUCAUGUGAAUGCAAAGCACGAUGUAAAGAAAGGGCAGCAGCAACUUAAAGUUGAAAAGAGUGAAGGUAAAGAUAUCAUUGAAACUUAUAAAUAUGAUCCUGAAGUUAGCCUGAAAAAGUUCUAUCAAGCAAUUGUCAUGCAUGAAUAUCCCUUUGUGAUGGCUGAGCAUGAGUUCUUUGUUGAUUUCAUCAAGUCUUUGCGCCCUAACUUUUCAUUCAAGAGUCGUAUAACCACUAGGAAAGAGAUAUUGGACAUGCAUUUAGCUCAAAAGAAGAAGUUAUUUGACCAACUUAAAACUAUAUCUUGUCGGUUUUCUGCAACUAUGGAUAUGUGGACUUCUAAUCAAAACAAAGGCUAUAUGUGCAUCACAAUUCAUUGGAUUGAUGAUAACUGGCAAAUGCAAAAACGGAUAAUUUGCCUUCCUUUUGUUAAAGGGCAACAUAAAGGGACUGUACUGGCAAGUGAAUUUAUCAAGGGAAUCAUGUCUUGGAACCUAGAAAAGAGGCUAGUGUAUUUACAUAAGGAUAAAUAUAAGCAUUGUGCUCCUUCAGAUGAUGAAUGGGAGAUGGCUGCAUCUUUUUGCAAGUGUUUGAAGUUAUUUAAUGAUGCUACGGUGUUGUUUUCUGGAACUCAAUAUCCAACAGCAAACAUGUUUUGGUGGAAAUUCUGUGACAUAAAGUUAGCAAUUACAGAGUGGUGUGCAAGUGCUGAUAUACUUAUUGCUUCUAUGGCUCAGGCCAUGCAAGAGAAAUAUGACAAGUAUUGGAAAAAGUCCAACAUUGCCCUUGCUGUGGCAUGUUUCUCGAUCCUAGCUCCAGCUCACACAUAUGAGGAAAAUGCUGAUAUUGAAGAAUUUUUGUAUGAGGACGAAGUGAAUCGUAGUGAGGUAAGUGAGUUGGAUGUAUACAUGGCAGAGAAACCAUUUCGGUGGGUUGAUCCUAGUGGUAGUGGUGCUGCAUUUGACAUACUGUCAUGGUGGAAAACUAACCAAGCGAAAUAUCCUAUUCUCUCACGACUUGCUCGUGAUGUGUUGGCUGUCCAAGUGUCUACUAUUGCUUCAGAAUCAGCUUUCAGUUGUAGUGGGCGUAUUGUUAAUAAAUUCCGCACUCGCCUUGAUCCUGAGAUGGUCGAGGCACUAGUUUGUUCAAAAGAUUGGAGCCUUGCAUCUAAGCAAGAUCGCAACUAUAAGAUAGCAUCAAUUCUCGAAGACUUUUGUGAUACUGUCAGCACUCUAGCAGAUGAGGCUGAGACUAAGAACCAGGCUACUGAAGAAGGCAGUGGCGACGCCGAGGACCAUGAGGACAGCGACUUGGAUGACAUGGACGCUUUUCAAAUGUCAAGGCUUUGGAAACACUAUACUAUGUACAUGGAGAGACACCAAAAAGACGGUGUCAUAGAGGAACAGCGUUGGGCGAAAUGCAAUAGGUGCAAUUACAAGGCUCGUGCUGAACCUUGGCGUGGAACUAUGCAUUUUUGGCACCACUUGAGAAGAAGGCACCACUACAACCAUGAGCUAGGCCAAUUUCAGGAUCCUCAGAUCGACGAAGGUGCCGCCAAUGCAAAUGCUGAUAUGGGUGAAGUUCUCAAUGCAAAUGACCCAUGA